Molecule: messenger RNA, 930 nt
Organism: Antechinus flavipes (yellow-footed antechinus)
Lineage: Eukaryota; Metazoa; Chordata; Mammalia; Dasyuromorphia; Dasyuridae
Product: olfactory receptor 6C4-like
Exons: 1
Coding region: 1-930 (309 amino acids)
Biological process (GO): G protein-coupled receptor signaling pathway
Cellular component (GO): membrane
Molecular function (GO): G protein-coupled receptor activity; olfactory receptor activity
Source: RefSeq, a predicted model, not a curated record
AUGAAAAAUCUCAGCACAUUAACUGACUUCAUCCUACUUGGUCUAACAGAUGCUCCUGAAUUCCAGGUUAUGCUUUUCCUCUUUCUCUUUCUCACCUACCUGUUUAGCAUCAUUGGCAACCUGACUAUCAUCACUGUCACUUUGCUAGAUUCUCACCUCCAGACUCCUAUGUAUUUCUUCCUUCGGAAUUUCUCCAUCUUAGAAAUUCUCUUCACAUCUGUUUUUACUCCCAGACUUCUACACAGUAUCUCAACAGGAAAUAAAACCAUCAGUUUUGUUGGUUGCUUCACUCAGUUCUUUUUUGCUAUAUUUCUGGGGGCCACAGAGUUUUAUCUUCUAGCUGCCAUGUCCUAUGAUCGCUAUGUUGCCAUCUGCAAACCCCUACAUUAUACAACCAUUAUGAGCAGCAAAGUUUGUAUCUUACUCAUCCUUUGCUCUUGGUUGGCUGGGUUCUUAAUAUCUCUAAUAGGAAUUGUUAUGACAAGUCAACAAGAGUUCUGUUCAAACAAUAUCAUAAACCAUUAUUACUGUGAUACUGCUCCCAUUAUUAAACUCUCCUGCUCAGACACGAGCCUUCUAGAGUUGGUUGCCUCCAUCUUAGCAGUGGUAACCCUUGUAAUAACCCUAGUGCUUGUGAUGCUCUCUUAUAUCAACAUCAUUAGAACAAUUCUCAGAUUUCCUUCUGCUCAACAGAGGAAGAAAGCCUUUUCUACCUGUUCCUCCCACAUGAUUGUCAUCUCUCUCUCCUAUGGAAGCUGCAUCUUUAUGUACAUCAAGCCCUCUGCAAAGGGUGAUAUUUCCUUCAACAAGGGAGUGGCUGUGCUCAAUACCUCAAUAAGUCCUUUGAUGAACCCUUUCAUUUAUACCCUGAGAAACAAGCAGGUGAUACAAGCCUUUAAAGACUUGGUCCAAAAGAUUAUGGGUCAUUGA